AUUAUUUUCUAUUAUCAGAGUCUGAUUAUCUUUUUAAAACAAAGUGUGGUUUGCUUUUAAAAAUUACUUGGUGAAUGGAUUAGAAAUUUUGGUAAAUAUGUUUUGUCCACUUCAGUUUCUUUAAAAAGUUUUGCUUCUGUAUUUACUACAUAGCACUGUAACUUUUUCAAAAUUAACAUGAUACCUAAUAAUGCUUGUCAGUGAUCUUCAGACUGGGUUAUGUAAAUCUCAUGGAGGGAAGCCUUUCCAAGGGUUAAAGAGGCACUUUAAGACAAUUUCCAUAUCUCAGUUGCCAUGUGUUCCCUUUCUUAAAACUGAUCUGCCUUUGGUCCAGGUGUCAUCCUGUUUUCCAGAAGAGAUGCAUACUUCUCAUGAGCCCCAAAUUUUACUAUAGCGCACUGCUUCAAGUUGUAAAAACUUCUUGGGCACAAACAGAAGGGAACAUUUUGAGAUACUGGCGUCAGUGAUGUUGAGGAUGUGAAUGACUAUAAUGACUUGGUAACAAAUCCUCUUAUAUAUACCAGAUUGUUUCUAUCUAGUAUUUGGUUUGAAAAAAAUUGAAAGAGAAUCUAUCUAAUCAAGUUGUCAGUUAAUAAGGACAUUAAACAUAAUAUUUGAGGAUAGGUAACUGUGACUUUUGGCUGUAACAAGAGGUAGACAUGUAAAGAACUCAGUGACAUUGCCACAACAAAACUUUUUCUAUUACCAUCUAUUUAUAUAUUGUAAGCAAGGCUUCUCAGCUUAUACAUCUGUAAAAAUUAAGAAUUUUAAGAAUUAAGAAAAUUAAGAAUAGGAAGAGAAUUAAACUCCAUCUCAUUCAAUUAAUGAAGUAAUUAAAAUCAAUUACUAUUUCAAAGGAGAAGAAAAACAAUUUUGCAAAUUAGAGUGGAAAAUGAUUAGCAAAUAAACAUUUUUCCUUGAACUUUUUAUUAUGAAAAAUUUCAAAACAUAUACGAGACAAGCAAUAUACAACAAGCCCCCAUGUACCCAUUGCCAGUUUCAAUUUUUGUAAUGUCUAUUCCUCUGCCCCUCUGGACCCCACUACUCAAUAAUGAUGAUGGUUUCUCCAGUUUUUGGUGUUUUUUUUUUGGCGGGGGGGAGGGGUGGAUUUACUCUAAUGUGUUUUGUAUGUGUAUGUGUGUUUUUUCUAACAGCUUUGCAAAUAAAAUUUUUAUGAUAACUUUCAAAAGUAAACUGACAUAAACUUAAUAAUGGUUAGUAAAUAGUGGUUAUUAGGUCUCAUAUAUCCUUGGGGUACAUAAAAUCUUUCCAAGGGUACAGGGGCCAAUAUAUUUAUUGACUUAAGUUAAAUGUCAUUUCCAGGAUAGAUAAUAAGAAUGAGCAUUAAUCAAAUGCCUUCGCAUUUAAAGGUGAAUUUUUGGCGGUGGGAUUUUACUGAAUUAACACACAAUCAUUCGAAUAUGUUUUUUUCCUUAUUUACGAAGUCUGCCUAGGGAUUUCACGUAGCUACCCAAAAUGUUAUAUAAUGAUAGAAUUGGCAAAUAUUGUUACAUAAUGAAAGACAAAUGUUAAAAACAACAUGGAAGCAAAAUUUAAUUGUGCUUUACUUUAAUAAAUUAAAAAUAGACCAAGUAUAUGACCAUAGUCUAGAGUUGAAAUGGUUUUUAUUUUUUCAUGUUAAAUAUGACAGCUAAAUAAGGAACAUUUGUAUUAGAUUUGUAGGGCACAGUUUAGGUCAGAGGAUGAAAGUUUAAUAUAACUUGCUUAUUUUACAUUGAUUAACUGUAUACCGUCAGUAAUUAUCCAUGUGACAUCCCAAUGCAAAUGCUGAGAUCCUUUUCCAAAAGAGUUGUUUUUUUGUGUGUGUGCUUUUUCAAAGGUGAAAAAGGUUUUUGUGGUUUAAAUGUUGUUACAUAUUUUACAGCAUUAGGAUCUAUGGAAUAUUUUGACAACUGCAACAGUUCAAUGAAGUUGGUAAUUUCUUCUUUUAAUUAUUUUUCAUUGAACAGCUUUGGAGUUACAUUUCUACAUUUUGAUUUUUGGUUUAGUAUAAGGAAAGGAAACUUAAAAUAUGUCAAAGGAUGCUGUAACUUUGAUAAAAUAGUGUGGUAUUCCUUCUAGCUACUGAUUGUAUAUGUAUGACUGCACAUCCUUUCCUGAAUAAAUUGAUUUGUAAGGUUUCACAGAUUACCAGCUAUGCCCUAAUCCACUUGUAAAGUGGAGAACUGACCUGGCUUUAUUCAAUUAAAUAAUACUCUGGUACAGGUUUUCCCCCAUAAUAAAAUUUUAAAGUGUAAUGUUUUGGAUUUUUUGAGGAUAAAGUUAAAAAAAUACAUUUUUUAUAACUUUAGUUGCCAAAUUAUUUUAUUUUAAACUUGUUUUAAAAAUUAGAGAUGUAUUGUUUCUGUUGGGUUCAUAUCAACAAUUAAUACGUUUGAUUUCAGAUCUACAACUUACUGCUUUGUAAACUUCGCCGAGCAAGGAGUAAAUAAUGCUGAAAAAUUUGACUAUGUGAUGCAGUUUUUGAAUAAGAUGGCUGGUAAUGAAUAUGUUGGAUUCAGUAAUGCCACGUUUCAGUCUGAAAGAGAAAGUGGAGAUCGAAAUUUUGCAAUAGGAUAUUACUUAAAAGAAAAAAAGUGUUUUCCAGAAGGCACAGACAUGGUUGGUAUAUUAGACUUCUAUUUCCAGCUAUGCUCCAUUGAAGUGACUUGUGAAUCAGCUAGUGUGAUGGCUGCAACCCUGGCUAAUGGUGGUUUCUGCCCAAUUACUGGUGAAAGAGUACUGAGCCCUGAAGCAGUUAGAAAUACACUGAGUUUGAUGCAUUCCUGUGGCAUGUAUGAUUUCUCAGGGCAGUUUGCUUUCCAUGUUGGUCUUCCUGCAAAAUCUGGAGUUGCUGGGGGCAUUCUUUUAGUUGUCCCCAAUGUUAUGGGCAUGAUGUGCUGGUCCCCUCCUCUGGACAAGAUGGGCAACAGUGUUAAGGGAAUUCACUUUUGUCAUGAUCUGGUUUCUCUGUGCAAUUUCCAUAACUAUGAUAAUUUGAGACACUUUGCAAAAAAACUUGAUCCUCGAAGAGAAGGUGGUGAUCAAAGGGUAAAGUCAGUGAUAAACCUUUUGUUUGCUGCAUAUACUGGAGAUGUAUCUGCACUCCGAAGAUUUGCUUUGUCAGCCAUGGACAUGGAACAACGAGACUAUGACUCUAGAACAGCACUCCACGUAGCUGCUGCAGAAGGUCAUGUUGAAGUUGUUAAAUUUUUGCUGGAAGCCUGCAAAGUAAAUCCGUUCCCCAAGGACAGGUGGAACAACACCCCUAUGGAUGAAGCGCUGCACUUUGGACACCAUGAUGUAUUUAAAAUCCUCCAGGAGUACCAAGUCCAGUACACACCUCAAGGAGAUUCCGACAACGGAAAGGAAAACCAAACUGUCCAUAAGAAUCUUGAUGGAUUAUUAUAAUUAUCUUAAUCCCAAAAUUUAAAUCACUUACCUAUUUAAUUGUGGAAAAUGAUUAUGAAGAACAUGUGUAUUUCUAUGUGGUAGUGAUGUAUAUUUUACAUUUGUCAUUUCAGUGUUAUUGGAGUUUUCUUUAUUUUAUGCACAGGACAAAUACGAUCUCUUUGGAAAAAAAUAGAAAUAAAACAAUCUCCCUCCAUAAUGUGAGCAAUAUUUACCUUGUGGCAUUGUAUAAUUUGAUGCAAAAGAAAUAGUUACCAGUUCUAGCUUAACUAUGUGAUCUUCUUGAUUUAUUUUUGUGUUUUGUGAAUUUUCAGUUAAUGAUGAUAUCUGCUGACAUGCAUUGAUAAAUUAAGCACUAUGGUACAGUCUGUCCAAAUGCAUCAAGGCUGCCUUUAGAAGCAAAUAGUGUGGUUUCAAGACUUCAAAUAUAGAUUUAGCUUGAGUGUUUGAACAACUAUAUGCACUUAGGGUCAUGUGUUUCAAAUGUCUUCCAUCACUCUCACUUCAUGAUGUGACUCUUUAAAGAGUCUAUUAUUUAACACCUGUUGGUAGAAUAGACCAAUUUUGAUUAGACUUUAUCAGGGAAUCUGUUUAAGAUAUGUUGGCGGCCAAAACGUGUGUGAAUGUAGUUAUAAUACUUUUGAAAAGUUUUCCUCCUUUUUCUAUAUCCCCUUAGCCCAGCCUCUCUUCCCAGACAUUUAUCUUCUAUUUGCCUCUGUCCUUUAGCUGGGAAAAUGGGUGCUGGCAUACUAUGCAGUUUUCAUGUUUUCAACAAUAAGUCAGAAAAUGCCUCAUAUUUCUGGCAUCAGAGCUAUGUUAUCUGUGUACAGAAGAUGAACCAGAGACAAAUUACUAGUCAAAAUUCAUCAGUCUAAAACGUGAAGGGAUGUGCUAAUAUGGCUCUUUAAGAAGAUAUUUUUCAGUAUCUAGAAUGAGUUCAGAAAUGUUCUAAACUACCAAAGUUAUCUGAUAUUAUGGGAACUGCUAUAAAUAACAUUUGUUUUUAAACCUGUCGUUAAAAGCCUGCAUCAAGAUAUUUUUCUCUUUGGGGUACCACUAGAUCUCCAGUUUUCUUCCAGUUCUCUAUUGUGUAACAUUGGUGGGCUUCUAUAGUUUAAUCAGAAGAAAAGACCAUUGAGACUCAUCAUUAACUCAUGAUUAAUUGGGAAAAUAGGUUAAAAGGACUGUAAAAGUGAAAGAACAGUAUAUGCUAGGAAUUGCACACAUACUUUAUCUUAUACCUCAAAGGGAUGAAGGAGUAUGUUAAUGAGGACCUCUGAUAUUAAGCACACACACACAAAUGGACUUCUUUGAAGCCGUGUUUAGUGAAAUGAACAGAAUCCUCAAUUACAUGAAUGCCAGUGAUUACCACAUUAAUAUAGCCAUUUCCUUCUCUUUUUUUUCUAUUAGCAUUCACUGCUGCUUCCAAGCUUUAUUAUGCCUGAUGGCACCUUAUCCACUUCAGCCAGCUUCCAAGUGCUUUGAUUUUUACUUCCAAUCUAAGUCAGUGACUUCACCCAUCACCUCCCGUUAUCUAGACAGCACCUCCUUUCGUGAACCGUGGCCAGUAUUCCUAACCUGAAUGGUGUCAGGCAUGAAGCCCGUUCCAGAGUGCAUGCUUUUGUGGGAAGGAUGGUGGGUGGGCAGCCAGCUGGGCUGCUGCUGUCUUGCUCCACAGAUCUAGCAAGCCAUGUAGAGAGGUAGUACUUGCAAAAUGUUCUGUAGGAGGCAUAAAUCUUUCCCCCAAUGAUAUUAUGCAAUAGAUGGUUUUUAUUGAAAUUAAUUGAAAUAACUUUGCUCAAACAGCAGCUUGCUUUACGAUAUUAAAAUGAAAAAUUAAGAUGGUUCAAUUGUGUGGCUUGAAGAUUACCACUGAUUUGAGGCUUUAAUAAAAGAGGUUCUAACUAUUAUUUGGGAACAAGGAGUUUUUAUAUUUUCUCAGAACAAAACUAUUUUGUAAAACCCUUGUGGUUUAGUUAAACGUGCCCUUACCCAUGAUGUUAUUUAUAACUAUACACUGAUUCCUGCUCUGGAUGUUUGCUAUUGGCUGGUAGUUAUGAGUGCAUUUGGUUUAAAUGCUUGUGAACUGUGCUGUUAACUGCUGCCACCAAUAUAUUCCAAAGAUCUUUUUAGUUUUAGGCACAUAUGUGCUUUUUACGUCUCUUGAGAAUUCUGUAUGUUCAUGUUAAUUUAAAGCUUUGUACACAUUUUUGUUUUCGCUGGUCUCAGUUUCAGUGAUCUCAUCUUUGGGCGUAACAUGCCAUUCCCCACUACUGUCUACACUGCUCUUUGGCUGUAGAGCUGGAUUAGCUAUCAACCAUUUGAAACUGUUGUCUGGCAGUGUCUGAAUGACCUGACGAUGGAUUUAGCUUCUUCCUGGGAAUUAUACAGCUAUGAAUGUAAUUGCUUCCAGAAUCUCCCAUAAGUGAAUCUAAUGUUAAAAUUAUAAGUUGUAAGUAUUCUGAAAUUGGGAAAUGCUUCUUUAAAUGAAAUCAGUUAGUGUUGUUUUUUUACAGUGUAAUAAAUACAUGUAUCAAAAAAACUGUGAAAAAUUAAUUUUCUUAAAACAACUAAGGUUUUCUCUUACAUCAUUGGGUUGGGAACUCUGUUGGCACAUAGGAACUAUGUCUGGUUGAAAUCAAGAAACCAUUUCUAAUGUGUACUACAGUGCAAGGUGAGGGGUCCACAAGUUCAUCCAUGAAGGUGAGGAACAGGGAAGCAUGUCUCUAGUCUGCCAGAAGUUAACACUGUCCUUUUUGCAGUUAGGACAUGCUCAGUGAAUAGUUGUGGAAUUGAAUAACUAAACAUGUCCUUCCAUAGGAGGAUUUCUAGCCUCCUUAAUGGGAGGAGAGGCUAUUUUUACAGUCUUGAAAUCUCUUUGAGAAGUUGAAUCUAGUGCUACCACCCUAGGAUUUAAGUUGGCCCAACUGUCAAAACUCAGCCCCCAAAUGAGUCAUUUAUAUAUAGGAAUGGCAUUCACUUCCAGUGCCAGAAACCCCUGUUCUCAGAGUACUGCCCACGCUUUCCUUUCAGGUUGAGUGUUAGUGUGUAUGGUUUUCUAACCAUCAAUAAGGUAGAUGAACACCACGGCUGUUCCAUUUUUGUCUACCAAAGUUGUCUCUGCUAUAAAGCAAAUCUGCUUUGCUAUAGGAAUCAAACGGUGUUACAUGUCUGCAUUACUGACAUUUUAGAACCUGGAAGAGAACUCAGAAUUUCUCUAAUCAAUUUCUACUCAUUUUUAUAAAUGAAGCUGAGACCCAAGAGUGGCCUGUGAUACAGAACUUGGUCCCAUGCUCUUUGCUUACAUCCUGCAACACUGACUCUUUCCUUUAUGAAUACAAUAUCCACCAACAUGCAUAUUAGCAAAGACCUUAUUUCUGCAGAGUUUUAAGGUCAAGUACAAACACUACAAUGUGAGUCUUGAAACAAAGUCAACUUCAGUUAUACAUAUAGACAUCCACAAAUAAAGCAUGGCAGUGCAAGGGAACCAAAUGUAUGAAAAAUCCCAAGUAGUGAAAAAUUAAGAUGUAUUUAUUCCACAUACAGGAUCAUUAUUUUUUGUGGGACUUUUUAGGGGGUGGGGCUAUUUUUCCCAUUACAUGUGCUAAUUCUUAAAAUAAAAUGAUUAAAUGCAUAGAUCGUAGACCAGAUGGUACAGGGAAGCAGCCCAUGAGUGUGUUAGGUGGUACUUGGUAAGGUUUUCGAGUGUUAUAAUAGCAUUACAAAGUAUUAGAGAGGAAUUCAUAGAAUUUGAUGCUUUGUGUGUGACAGCUUUCUCCCUUUAAGGUACCUUUAUUUUCCUGAUACACCUAAAAUAAAUUUAAUUUAAAAACUG
Molecule: messenger RNA, 7246 nt
Organism: Choloepus didactylus (southern two-toed sloth)
Lineage: Eukaryota; Metazoa; Chordata; Mammalia; Pilosa; Megalonychidae
Gene: GLS
Product: glutaminase
Exons: 12
Coding region: 2476-3411 (311 amino acids)
Biological process (GO): L-glutamine catabolic process
Molecular function (GO): protein binding; glutaminase activity
Source: RefSeq, a predicted model, not a curated record